This is a messenger RNA of Hydra vulgaris (swiftwater hydra), 2912 nucleotides long. NCBI's taxonomy places the organism in Eukaryota, Metazoa, Cnidaria, Hydrozoa, Anthoathecata, Hydridae. The record is from RefSeq and is a predicted model, not a curated record.
GUAAAAAUUGAUGAAAAAAGUAGUUUAAUUGGACAAUUUUGUAUAGUGGGCGUUUAGUGCAACGUUCGCUGAUUGCCAGCGUUGGCCCUAAAUUGAAUCAAUGCUGGCUUGCCACUUGCAAAACGUUGCUGCGCCAGCACUGGCUUGCGUAUAGUGGCCCUUUGAAAAACCAAUGAACAACCCGGCGCUGGCGAAAAAUGUGCUGAGUCUAAUGAUGAGCAUCAAAUAAAAGAAAUGGAAAUAGAACUUGAAAAUUGUACUGGAUUAAGUUUUGAACGUUCAGGAAAAGCGGAUAGUGAAUGUGUUGAUAAAACUAAUGUUUUUGAUUGGGUGGUUUGUGCUGGCAUGAUUGAAAAACUUGUUUCUAGCUUUAAGGAAUGUAGUCAACUUUUAACAAAACUUAAAACAGAUUUUGAACUAAACCCAAUAUCAUUUUUAGUAGAAAUUUCGCAUAUUAUAAGUUUAAUUAAAAAUGAAUCUACACAAUAUUUCUUGACAACAGAAGAAGUUUUGAAUAACUUAUUAGCUAAUGAUGCAAUUGAAUCUGGAAAUAUUUCCAAUAGUAUACCUGAACAUGAUCCUGGAAAGAGAGAAAUUGUAAAACCCUCAGCUCAAAGAAAGUAUCUUUUAAGUCUUGGACCUUACCAACCUAAAUUGGCUAAAUAUCCAAAAAACGUUAAUAUUUCAUCUGACAAACAAUGUCAGUUUACUUCACUAUGGUUCAAUGAAUUUCCACAUUUAGAAUACAGCAUUCAAAAAGACGCAGCAUUUUGUUUUAUUUGUUCUCUAUUUCCCAAUGGACCAGAUAGAGUUUUUUCCGAUAUGGCAUGGGUUCAAGAUGGUGUUCGAAGUUGGCAUCAAAUAUAAAGUAGAGGUAAAAAAAAACAGGGUAAACUUAAACAACAUUAUUCUUCAAAAUCACAUAACUCAGCACUUAUUGAUUUUCGAAAUUUUUUGACUUCAUCCAACCAUAUUGACUGUAUUCUCAACAAGGUAAACAGAAAAGAAGCAAUUGAAAUAGAACAUAAAAAAUUGUUUCAUAAAGAAGUGAUUACUAUAUUAUUAGAUAUUACUCGUACUCUAGCACGUCAAGGUCUUGCAUUGCGCGGAGAUGCUGAUGAAGAAAAUAGUAAUUUUAAUCAAAUAGUUUUAUUAAUAUCUCGACAUAAUCCAACCCUGAAAACCUGGAUUAAUGAUAAAAAGUUUAGAAAAAAUAAAGUUACUUAUCUUUUCCAUGAUUCUCAAAAUGAAUUCAUUAACUUAUUAGCAGAUGAAACCAAGAGAACAAUUAUAGAGCAAGUAAAAAAAUCUGAAUUUAUUUCUGUGUUGGCAUAUACAACGCCCGAUGUUUCGCAUCAAGAUCAAUUGUCAGUUUGCUUACUCUUUGCUAGACUCUUCAGGCGAAGUCUCUGAAAGACUAAUAGCAGUAUGUGAAGCUUUGGAUAAAACUGGACUUGGAAUUGCUGAAAAGAUUAAAGAAGUAAUAGAAAAAAAUAGUCUAUCCUGCGAAAAUAUUGCUUUUCAGUCGUACGACUUUGCAAGCAGUAUGUCUGGAAACAUCAACGGGACGCAGCAAAAAAUUUCUGAUCUUGUUGGUCAUGUAAUUUGUUUUAUUCCCUGUCAUGUACACCGAGUUAAUACUUUUUUGGAACACAGCUAUGAUGCAAGUGCAUUAAUUGCGGAUUUAUUUUCGAUUCUUGAACAUUUAUAUGUUUUCUUUUCAUCUAGUACAAAAAGGUACGCUCAUUUAUAAUGUAAAGUAUCUGAGAUAGAAAAUUCGCUUCAAAUAAGAAACCUUUCAAAAACUAGAUGGACUGCUCGAGCAGAAUCUAUUAGAGCAGUAUGGGUAUCUUAUGAGGCAAUAUUAGAAGCACUUCAUGAAAUGUCUUCAAGUUUAAAUUUUGAUAAAAAGACAUGAACACAAGCAUUCGGACUUUCAAAAAAAAUUUUGUCAUUUGAUUUUAUUUUCGCUUUGUACUUUAUGAAGAGCAUUAUGUACAAUAUGAAAAUUUUAACGCAAAAACUUGAAUCAAUAGAACUUAAUGUAAUUGAUGCAUUAUUAUUAUUAAACAGUACAAUUAGCAUUUUAAAAGAAACGAGUAGUGACGAUACAAGCAUGAAUAAUCUUGUAGAAAGUUCAAUACAAUUUGCUUGUAAACUAGGCAUUGAUCCUACUUAUGAGUUUAAUCGAGCUCAUAGGAGAAGAUUGUUACCUAAGAAAUUAGAUUCUAAUUCUAAUUCGCAAGCAACUGUUGACAUGAAAACCUUUUAUAGAGCAGAAUUUAAAAAGGUUUUAGAUAAAUUAAUAACAUUGUCUAUGGAACAUUUAACAAAAUGUAUGUCAACCAUAGAGCCUAUUUUCAAUCUAUUUUCAACGCCAUUAAAAUCAAAUAUCCAUCCAGAAUAUCUAAAAAAAGUAAUUGCACAAUUUCCCCCAGGAAGUUCUGCUUCAAAGUUGACUGACUAUGACGAAGUCUUUUCGGAAUUUUCAAUAUUAGUUCAUCAUUGCUUGGAUAUUUCAAAUUUGAAAGAAAUAUUAAAAACAUCAGAAUCUUUGAAACAUCUCUUACCGAAUGUUAUUAUGAUGCUUCGGUUGGUGUAUACAGCUCCUGUUAGUACUGCAUCUAACGAACGAUCAUUUAGUAAAUUAAAAAUAAUAAAGAAUUAUUUGAGGUCAACAUCGUCUUCCAGCCGCUUACAAAAUUUAAUGUUGUUGAAUUAUAACAAAGAUAUUUUAGAUAAAAUUGAUCUAAAAUUACUAACUGAUAAAUGGUCAAUUUUAAAAGAAAGAAGAAUUAUUGUAUGAAACAUUUUUUAGCAAUCAAAUAAAAUUAUUUGUCGGCAAAUCGAUGACUUUUUUUUUUAAGUCGGCAAAUAUCCCUAUGACACCCCCUAACUUGGCACCUACUCGC